CCAUGAAGAUUUCGAACCUGAUCCUUGAGGACAGUGGGCAUUACCGAGCUCAAGCCAGGUUAACGGAAGGAAGAGAAGUUUUGCAGUUUUUCCACCUUACUGUCUAUGAUCCCGUGCCCCAUCCGCACAUCCUGGCUCUGUCACCAUCCAUCGCAGCAGGCUGGUGCAACGUCACCUUGGAGUGCAGGGCCCCAGGGGCCACAAGGGACCUGAACGUGACCUGGGAGAGCAGGGGCCUCCCUCUGGAGCUGGGGCAGAGAGGGACACCAGGACCAGCCCUUGAUUCCUGGACCCUGGCUGAAAGCCUACCCCUGAGUCAGCCCAAUGCCAGCUUCACCUGUGUGAUCAGCAAUCCCAUGGACCAGAAAUCUGUCACCAGAGAUGUUGGGGACAUCUGUGCCCAAGUGAUCCCCUCUGUCCCACAUGGAUGGGACAUGGCUAGACUGCUGCCAGACAUGCUAAGGGCUACUGUGGUUUUGAUGUUGACCCUGGGACUUAUAUCAUACCUUUGGAAGACAUGUGGCAAAAAGAAGAAGAAGACGGAAACAGAACGAGGUGUCCACUUGCAGGAGGACCAGAGAGUUGAGGAUGGUGGCAUCCACUAUGAAGAGCUCAUAGAACAGGAGUCUCAGCUGGGUAAGAAUAAUGCUGGAGCCACUGGCCAUCCAGGCUACUUCCAGGUCCCUCACUGCCCAGGCCUGGGCUUCCAAAUCCAGGCAUCUGCUCUCUGACCCAGCUGCCAGUUCAUGUGUUUCUCGACAAUCAACACCAUUUACUAACAAAGAUUUGUAAUUGGUGUCAAUGCAAAGCUUUGCACUUUGGAAAUUUUAUAAAAAGAGCAUGUCAGUGGGCACUGGCUCUGCAGGUCCCUCUCAGGCCACUUUAUCCCUCAGCUGCUCCAGGACCCCUCUGUCUUUCAUUCCAGGGCCUUGGUGAACUACAUGUGGAAGAAAAGGGGCCUAUGGCUACCGUCUACAGUGAUGUCUGUAACUCAGGCCGGGCCAUGAAUAUCAUUUAAUAGGAGGAAGCAGGAGGAUCGGCACCACCGGGACACGUGUGCUCUGAGCCUGAAGCCUGCAGACACCUGCCUCUGCCAGCUGCAGCUCAGCUCCAGCUGCCUCUGGUCUAUCUUAGCCUGACUUUGUGGCCAUAAGCUCUAUGGGUACUCAUGGCCUGGUUACGUUCUGAGACCUCCCAAAAAUGUCCUCACAAUCAGGAUUCUCACCCCUGCCAGGUAAGGGCUCUUGGUCUGUCAUUCAGAGGGAUUCUGACACUUCUUCAAAACCUUCCCAAGGGGACCCUGUCUGAUUGUGUAGCUAGCAAAUCCCUAUCACUUCUGCUGUGUCGCUCGUGUGUGUAAUUCUGAGAACAGAAGGCUAGAUGUGGGAGCUGUGCAGACGUGUUGACUAUGCUGCAGAGGAGGAGUCAGGACCCGGGUUUGACCAGCUGAGUUGGGGUCAAAGGAGGCAGAAUGAGUGGGUGGAAGCCUGCAAAGGGAUUGGCCUAAGGCUUCCUUUGCGGAUCUCACGUGGACCUCCUUUGGUGUGUUGAGCAGUGUGUUGGUGUGUGUUGGUGUGCAUGUGCACGUUGUGGGGAGUGUGCAGGGCACAGUAUGCAAGUCCACCAAGGACGCCUUCCUUUUCUCCUUUGCUAAGCUGGACCUGAGCCUCAGCCUUCGCCCGUGGACCCAAACUUAUCUUCCUGUGGAGUGGAAAGAAAAAUUCCUAUGAUCUCAAGCCCUUCCCAGCCUUCUGUUUCUCAGAGAAUGACCCUUAGGGGCAAAAGUUGGGGAUUGUCUUAGGAAAACAGCCUCAGGUCUUCCCCUGGCCUGGCGUAGGGGCAGUUGGUAGCAAGAACGAUGUGCAGUGUCCCCCAGCCCCUUGGUGUGAUCAGGGGGGAGGCUCUGACCGUGAAGCUAGUGGGAAGGUCUGACUCAGUGUGUCCAGCCUCUGCUUAUACCGACCCUCAGGCCCCUGUAGUCACGCUGUCUCUGUACCCUACAUCAGUCUCUUCCUCUCUCACCUGCAUCCCUGUCCCUGAGAUGAUGGUUACUCUCCCUGUUCCUCACCCUCACCUGUGCCUGUU
This is a messenger RNA of Microcebus murinus (gray mouse lemur), 2085 nucleotides long. The record is from RefSeq and is a predicted model, not a curated record. NCBI's taxonomy places the organism in Eukaryota, Metazoa, Chordata, Mammalia, Primates, Cheirogaleidae.